GAGCCUGGCCCCAUAUCCAGGCACCAGGACCUCCAAUCCAAUGGUGCCUUCUUCCUCCCAGUCACACUGCUCACUUUGCCCUAUACCAGCAAAGGCUAAACUAGGAGAGACCAAAAGCCCAGGCAAGUCCUUGUGGGUGGGCAAGCAACUGCGAGGGAAACUGAGGACCAUCCUGAGAUAGGUCUUUCUUAAGUCCCCCAAGAACCAGGUGACGCAUCAUCAACAUCAGCUUCUCCUGCCACCACUGCUUCACUGAUUCACGCACUUAGGCUUCAGCCAGCAGCAGGCAUCCUUGGGAUUAGGAGCCAGCAUCUCAGGUCUGCAGCCACGGUUUCUCUGGAGAAAGACCCAACAGAGGCUCAUUCAGAACCUGAACCUUGAGCUUCUGCCACCGACCCACCGUGUUGAAGAUGUCAUUGCUUGGAAGGAACUACAGUAAGGAGCUGAACUCCUUGGACCACGGAUCUCAGUCACCCUCGGAGAGCGGCAGUAGCACUGCUUCAGAGAACGUCCAUCCUGCUGGGGAAGCUGGACUUUCGAUGAUGCAAACUUUGAUCCACUUGUUGAAAUGCAACAUUGGCACAGGGCUCCUUGGGCUUCCCCUGGCCAUAAAGAAUGCCGGCUUAUUGGUCGGUCCUGUCAGCCUGCUGGCCAUUGGGAUCCUCACCGUGCACUGCAUGGUCAUCUUGUUGAACUGUGCUCACCACCUCAGUCAGAGGCUGCAUAAGACCUUCGUGAACUAUGGAGAGGCCACGAUGUACAGCCUUGAAACCUGCCCGAACACCUGGCUGAGGACUCACGCGGUGUGGGGAAGGUACACGGUCAGCUUCUUAUUAAUCAUCACUCAGCUGGGCUUCUGCAGUGUUUAUUUUAUGUUUAUGGCAGACAAUUUACAACAGAUGGUGGAAGAAGCCCACGUGACCUCCAACAUCUGCCAGCCCAGAAAGAUUCUGGUGUUGACCCCCAUCCUGGACAUUCGUGUCUACAUGCUGACAAUCCUGCCCUUCCUGAUCUUGUUGGUGUUUAUCCAGAACCUCAAGGUGCUGUCCAUCUUCUCUACACUGGCCAACAUCACCACCCUGGGGAGCAUGGCUCUGAUCUUUGAGUAUAUCAUGCAGGGGAUUCCAUAUCCCAGCGACCUACCCUUGAUGGCAAACUGGAAUACCUUCUUGCUGUUCUUUGGUACAGCUAUCUUCACAUUUGAAGGUGUUGGUAUGGUUCUGCCACUCAAAAACCAGAUGAAGCAUCCACAGCAGUUUUCUUUUGUUCUGUACUUGGGGAUGUCCAUUGUCAUCAUCCUCUACAUCUGCCUGGGGACAUUGGGCUACAUGAAGUUUGGGUCAGACACCCAGGCCAGCAUCACUCUCAACUUGCCCAAUUGCUGGUUGUACCAGUCGGUCAAGCUGAUGUACUCUAUUGGCAUCUUCUUCACCUAUGCCCUCCAGUUCCACGUCCCAGCUGAGAUCAUCAUCCCGUUUGCCAUCUCCCAGGUGUCAGAGAGCUGGGCACUAUUUGUAGACCUGUCUGUCCGCUCAGCCUUGGUCUGUCUAACCUGUGUCUCAGCCAUCCUCAUCCCCCGCCUGGACCUGGUCAUCUCCCUGAUAGGCUCCGUGAGCAGCAGUGCCCUGGCCCUCAUCAUCCCACCCCUCCUGGAGAUUGUCAUCCUUUACUCUGAGGACAUGAGCUAUGUCACCAUUGCCAAGGACAUCAUGAUUAGCAUCCUGGGCCUCUUAGGGUGUAUAUUUGGGACAUACCAAGCCCUGUAUGAGUUGACCCAACCCAUCAACCAUUCCAUGGCCAAUUCCACAGGCGUCUAUGCAUAAUUAUCUGUUUUUAUUCUAAUAGCUCUCCCUUCCUCCCAUACCCAAUUUGACUUCCAUGUGGAUGUUAUAUACAUUAAUUGAAGCCCAACAUCUCUAUAUUAAUUAGUGGCUUGUUUAUCUUUCCAAGAGAAAUGCAGGUAAGAAAAGUUAGCACUGAUGUCUCAGGCUACACUUUUUUGGUUUUAUAUUUUUUGGAUGAACUUUUGUACCUCUGAACAAAAAUUACAUUCAACUAUUCUUAUUUUCAGCCUCAUUUAAUGGAAAAGGGAUGCCACUUACCCCAACAGCCCUUGAAAUAGAGACCAAGCACAAAUACAAAAGGGAUUGUUUUCUCUACACUGCAGUGGCUGCCCUUAAAGCAUCAGAUUUAGAAAAGUGUAUCUUGGGUGAAGGGGGUUUUCUACUUAGAUACUCUAAAUAGAAGAGUCACAGAGAGAACAAAAACAGAACUUAGCAGUAAUUUUGGCCCACUACUGGCUCUGCCACUGAUUUCCUACUGGCCCUCAGGCAAGUUCCUCCCCAUCUCUCAGUCUAUGAAGCGAAGGCUUGGACUAAUUGAUUAUUAAGGACUCUGUCAACUCUGAUAUUCUGAAAGUGAAAAAAAGAAAUUAACUUAUCCACCAACCACAAAAACUGGCUGUGUUAGUGUUGGCGAGGAGGUGGAGUAACUGAAACUCCAUACCCUGAUACUGUGGAUAGAAAGUAGUACAAUCAGUUUGAUAAACAUCUUGUAGUUUCUUUAAAACUUAAACAUACACCUACCAUGUGAUCCAACUAUUACACUCCAGGAAAAAGAAACAUAUACCCAUAAAAAGACGUGUACAAAAAUAUUCAUGGUAACUUUACUUGUAAAAGCAAAAAAGUGGGAAAUACUCUAAAUGCCUAUAAACAGGAGAAUGGAUAAACAAAUUGUGAUGAAUCCAUACAAUGGGAUAUUUCUCAGCAAGAAACAGAAACAAACUGUUGAAAUACACAAUAAAAUGUAUGAAUUUUAACUAUGCUGAAUGACAAAAUCCAGACCAAAAAA
Molecule: messenger RNA, 2850 nt
Organism: Cebus imitator (Panamanian white-faced capuchin)
Lineage: Eukaryota; Metazoa; Chordata; Mammalia; Primates; Cebidae
Gene: SLC36A3
Product: solute carrier family 36 member 3
Exons: 10
Coding region: 411-1823 (470 amino acids)
Biological process (GO): proline transmembrane transport; proton transmembrane transport; glycine transport
Cellular component (GO): vacuolar membrane
Molecular function (GO): L-alanine transmembrane transporter activity; amino acid:proton symporter activity; L-proline transmembrane transporter activity
Source: RefSeq, a predicted model, not a curated record